AUGGAGUCUGUCUUCGAAGGUACAACUCCAGAAGUCAAAGACUCUGCACCAGCAGUUAGCGUUUCUGAAAAGAAAAAAGCAAGCUCAGUUGCACCUGAAACAGCAAAAGACUCUCCUGUGGUGGACUCUCCUUCUCAAUCUACUUCCAAGUUCGACUCACAGAAAUUUGACUCUUCCAACUCUUCCUCCAGAAAUGAAGUCGAUGAAGUUUUGAAGGGUUCUCAAAAGGUCGACGAUCUUCUUAAUAAGGUUGUAGACGAAUCCGAGGAUGAAGAUGCUCAAAGAAUUCAGGAGAGCAAGGAUGAUGGCUGGGAGGAAGUAGAGAUUCCUAAAACCACGUCAUCCACGGCUGAAGCUGAAACGGAGUUGAAGGAAGAGCCAAAAGAAAAACCCAAGGAAGAGCCUAAGGAGGAAACCAAGCAGGAACCUAAAGAUGUAGUUCAAGAAGCUACGAAGGAUUCUGAAUCUAAGGAAGCUCAUAAGGAGGAAGUUCCUAAGGAGGAAGCUCCUAAAAAGGAUGCUCCUAAAGAAGAACUAAAGGACUCAUCAGAGGAAGAACCCAAAGUUGAGCUUAAGGUGGAAAGUAAGACUGAACCUAAACUUGAAGCAAAGAUUGAAGCCAAGGCCUCAGCAAGCGCUGGACAACCUACUUUGAGAGCUACGGUUGACAAGCUUGCGAAGCUUGUUGAGAGCUUAGAAAGUCACAUCGCUACAUUGGUCGAAGCCAACAUCGAGAAGAAUGAAAAAAUUGAGCUGUUGGAGCGUAAGGUCGAACAGCUUCUCAAGAAAUAG
This is a messenger RNA of Clavispora lusitaniae ATCC 42720, 792 nucleotides long. RefSeq names its product Crn1p (gene CRN1). Lineage: Eukaryota; Fungi; Ascomycota; Pichiomycetes; Serinales; Metschnikowiaceae. Gene Ontology annotation, molecular function: actin filament binding. Gene Ontology annotation, biological process: actin filament organization. The record is from RefSeq and is a predicted model, not a curated record.